This is a messenger RNA of Symbiodinium sp. CCMP2592, 5634 nucleotides long. NCBI's taxonomy places the organism in Eukaryota, Dinophyceae, Suessiales, Symbiodiniaceae. The record is from the annotation of a GenBank genome assembly.
AUGCAGCAGGCCGCUCUGAAAGUCUCCCAGGGACGCCUGCUGUUCCUCUCAUGGAAUGCUGGAGGCUUGUCCCAGGCCCUGUGGCAGGAAUUCUUGCUGACACUUGAAAACAUGCCACCUGACGAACGACCCCAAAUCGUGUGUGUCCAAGAAACACAUUGGACGGACAAGGUGGCGCCAACAUUCCCCACUGCUACCUGGGAUGUGUACACCUCCCCAACCGCAGACAACAAAUCUGCUGGGCUCCUGAUUCUUCUCAAUAAGAAUACUACCCGCAACUGCAGAAUUGUUUACGCCGACCCUCAACCGGGCAGGGUGCAACACUUGAGGAUACUCCACGAUAAAUGGGCAGUUGACCUGCUGCACAUCUAUCAAAAGCCGCACAACUCUCAUCCACUCGCACUGCAAUCCUCGAAAACCAUACGUUUAGCUGUCUGGGAGUGCAUUGGCAAGAUCCUGGCAGCUCUGCCUGCCCGAAACACAGUGAUCAUGCUUGGAGAUUUUAAUACUCAGAUCAAGCCGUGUGCUGCAGCCGGCACCAGGAUCCGUUCAGGCACCAGUACGAGCACACAUCCGCCUGAUCAGGCAAGGUUGCAGCACCUAGUAGAGGACUUCUCCCUCUUACACCUCAACUCGUGGUGCAAGGCGGCUGGCCCUACAUACCAUCACAACAAAGGUGCUAGCCUUAUUGAUCAUAUCAUCAUGCGUUCCAGCCAAGCGGAUGAUCGUGCUAGGCAGGCGAGACCGCUCCGCCUGGGACUGGCUGCCUGGAGACUUGGUGGAUAUCACCUGCCACUGAAGGCCAGCAUCCCGCUUCAGCGUUUCCACACUCUUAACAAACCGGUGGCACCACAACGGGCAUGGGACCAUUGGGGCCUGAUUCAGGUUUGCCGCUCUACCUGGGAUCCGAGAGUUCAAAGUCUACGCUCUGCUGUCCAGGCGUCCCUACCAGGAGUUCAUGAUCUUGGGCAACUGCAUGAAACUCUGAUCCACUGUGCCUCCCAAUUCUUCCCGCCACCCGCAGGACAGCAUCGGCUGGCACUAUGGCAAACACCGCCUAUGCAGGAUGGUAUUCGCUCCAUGUGGCAGGCCUACCGAGUCUGGAAGACAGCCAAAGCUCAAGCUCAGCAUAAUCCGCUCUAUGUUUCCAGGUGCUACCAUCACUUCAAGACGGCACACAAGGCCUUUCGUCGUGCCGGGAAAGAAGCCAAAAAGCACUGGUUCCAUGGUAGGCUACAGGAACUCCAGACUGCUGCCAGCUCAGGCGACUCCCGCAAGCUAUAUGCUGGCAUUCGUACCUUAGCUCCCAAAUCCUCCAAGCCGAAGGUUCAACUGCGAGAUUCUGGCGGACACCUGCAGGAUCCCAAGACCCAGCUAAAACAGCUGGAAACGCACUAUCGCAAACUGUAUGCUGCGGACGAGGAUGGCAGCAUACAGGGCCCCCAGCGACAGCCCAUUCACAUUGAAGUCACGGAGGCCGAAAUGACCCUGGCGCUUUCGCAAUUGUCACCACAUAAAGCUACACCUCCGAACUUAGCCACAAACUCUCUAUGGAGGCUGACCUCGGACCUCGUUGCGCCUCUCUUGUGCCAAUGGUGCCGGCAAUGGCCUCAAAUACCAGAGCUUUGGAGAAGUGCACAACUAUCGCUGGACCUGUCCAGUGCUUUUGACCUCAUGGACUGGCGCCUGCUGGACAAGGCUUUACUAGCGUCCGAAGUUCCGGCUGAGCUCAGACACCAAAUCAUGUCCUGGCACUCUGAAAUCUCCUAUGUCCUUACUCACCUUGGGCACACUGCCAAGGUGGAGGCCCAAAGAGGACUUAGACAAGGGUGUAAACUGGCUCCGUUGCUCUGGACACUCGCCCUAGCACAGAUAUAUCGUGAGAUCCUUGCUGAGGGGGACCCGCUUCUCACAGCACCUUGGCUAGAGCAAUGCUCCACGAUUUAUGCUGAUGAUAUACACCUCAAGGAUACUGUGCAGAACACUCGUGAGCUGGACGACAUGGUGUAUCGCUUUAGUAAGAUCCUCGAUGCCCUUGCGGCCCAUGGUAUGGUCAUCAACUCGGCCAAAUCAGCAUUGCUACUGAGACAUAAGGGCAGUUUCAUCCGAGGCUGGCUGCGCCGACACCUCAUACCCAAACCCGAGGGGGACCUCCUACGUUUUCGCAGUCCACGGGGAACAGUGUAUGAAAUUCCAUUGCGUGACCAUCACACGUACUUAGGCAUACGCAUCUCCUACCAUUCACAGGCCAAACAAGCAGUCACCUAUCGGCUGCAGGCUGCGAAUCAGGCCUGGCAAAGACUCCGUGGUGUACUGUGCUCCACCAGGCAUCUCGCCCAGACGCAUCGUCUCAGUCUAUGGAAAUCCACAGUGCUUCCCACGCUGCUCUAUGGCAUCGCAGCAUCCAACCCAGGUGCCAAGGACAUACAGCGAAUGCGGACCUUCUACACAGAUGCUCUUUGUCCACCAUUUUGGAGCACCUACAGAGGGAAGUGGAAUCAGCUCGAGACACUGCCGCUACACUUCACCUCCAAGUGCAACGCCAAUGGCAGGUCCCUCUUGGGGACACAGAAGGCAUCACAGAUCCUGCUGUACAUCAGUGCCAGGAAUGUCAUCGGGUCUUUACCUCCUUUCGGUAUGCACAUGGAACAGAAGGACUUCCAACGUGCAGACACUGUGCCCAUCCCUUUCGACAAUGGGAUCUGUCUCCGGGGACCCACAUCCUGUCAAACGAUCAGGAUAGCUCCACUUCGCCGAGCCACGAGGUGGACUGACCUCCUUGUGAAACCGGAGACCUACUCGUAUCUCCAGCACCACUGCCCGCUGUGUUACCAGUGGCUAGCCACCCCUACCAGCAUCAAGUAUCAUCUCACCAUGCAACAUCCAGAGUGGAAAGAAUGCCAACCUUGCACCAUGACACUCUGCGCGGAUCCCAUGGAGCUGGACGAACAGGAGAAGCAAUUUUGGGCCCAUGCCGGUCCGGUCAAACGGGACCGGAACAAAGGCAAGGGCAAGGGUACCAAGGGCAAAGGCAAGGGAAAGCAGGGCCUACCAAGUCCAUCCAGUGCCAACCAGGACCUGCAGCCACUGGGAAAUCACGAUCCAGACUGGAUGGAGUACAGGAUGAAUCGACUAUCCCAGCUGGUCCUUCGUCAGGAGCAAAUCAUCUCAGCCAUCCGUCAGGAUCUGGUCCUCUACCUCUUUGUACGAUCAGGGCCAGAAGGGAUGGUACCGGUUCUCUGCGAAGCAGCGGAGAAAUGGAGGAAGAUGAAAGAGGAAGAACCCGAGAAGAUUACUUACUCCCUCAAACUCAUGCUCUUCAAGCAGCUGCUCAUCACCUUACACCAGAGGUUGACCAACAUGAUUGCGGACGAGGAUGCUCUCGCCAAAGCCAAGAACCUGAACUGGAUCGACGAUCAGAAACAUUGGAAACAUCUUACAUGGAAUCCUACCAAACAAUGUCUGGAAGUCGACAACUCGGUGAGGCCAAUACCGGCGGAAGAUCUGCUGGCCCAACUGGUUCAGAUGAGGAAGGCUGUUACGGAAGAGACCCUGGUGAGGUUCAAGUCCAUGAGGAAGCUCACCACGGAGGUGACCUCCGACUGGAUUCAGUUCCAGAUCUGCAUGUCCCUUCGCCCAGAGGGAGGAGCCAUGUGGAGCACGCUGAACCAGUGGAUCGGACAAGCAUCGUGGCACACCCUGGGUUGCAGGCUUCGCCGCGAUCGGCCGAACUACGACACCCUGGUCCAGGAAGUGUGGCAACAUCAGUACUCCACUCGGUACCGUGGCUUAUGCUGCUGCAAGCUUGGCCUUCUGUGCAUCGUCAGCACGAUGCAGCUGAACUGCUACAAUACCUUCUACCCAGGUCCAAGUCUGGAGCUCCAAGCAGCCAUUGAUGGGUGGAGUGCUCAGGUUACAGCCCGCUAUGCACUGCUGAAUCCGUCUCCCAUGCUUUGCAUACAACUCCAACGCUUCACAAAUGCCGAGGGAGUCAUGCGCAGGGACACCAGACCACUGGUCGUGGCCUCGACCACAGUUCGUAUGCCACUCUUUACAGGUCUGCACACAAUGCAAGUUCGCUAUGUCCACUACCAGGUCGUCGCUGUACAGCUUCACUACGGGGAGCUGGGGCCGACCUUCGUGAAACUCGGGCAGGUCCUGUCCAUUCGGCCGGAUGUGCUGCCCGAGAAGACCAUGAAGGAGCUGGCGCGCUUGCAGGACGCACAAACCGUCUUAUCCCUGAAGAAGAGGGUCUGUGUUGUGACGUUGAGCGAGUCGCGAGACGACAACAUUGAGACCUUCUCGAACGAGGAGGCCAAGGCCGUCAUUGAGGAGGAGCUUGGGCAGUCAAUUGAGGAGCUCUUCAGCUCUUUCAGCGCAGAGCCCAUCGCAGCGGCCUCGCUGGCGCAGGUCUACCGUGCCACAUUGAAGACUGGCGAGGAGGUCGCCGUGAAAGUUCAGAGGCCAGGGGCUCUCAGCACCAUUUCCAAGGACCUCUACGUCUUGCGGCGCUUGGCGGAUGUGAUGCAGCCGCUGAUUCGGCGCUUCACCGCAGAUGAGACGGACUACAUCGCCCUAACAGAGACCUUUGCCGAGGGCCUCUACACAGAGCUGGACUUCCGAAACGAGGCCUUGAAUGCGAUCCGCAUGGAAGAGCUGCUGAAGGAGAGCCUGGAGCCCGAGGCACUGGACAGGAUUGUCAUCCCGGGGCCGCUCAUGUCGCUGACGAAGCGCCGCGUGAUGCUCUCUAAGUGGGUGAACGGCGUGAAGUUGAGCACCCUGCCGGCGCAGGAGAUCAGGGAGCUGAUCUCCGUGGGGCAGGAAGUCUUCCUGACGCAGCUUCUGGACAUCGGCUUCUUCCAUGGCGACCCACACCCUGGCAACCUCUUGAAGAUCACGGAAGACGCAGGGAAACUUUGUCUUCUGGAUUUCGGACUCGUUGCCCAGGUGCCUCGGGAGGAUCGCGAGCUCAUCAUCUCUGCUGUGGUGCACCUGGGAACGCAGAACUGGGAGGCUCUGAUCGCCGACUUCCAGCAGCUCAGGUUUCUGGCUGAAGAUGUGGACCAGGCCGCCUUGGUGCCGAUCCUCCAGCGCGUCCUGGGGCCCUACUUGAAGGGCGGCGGCGCGCAGGCAUUCAAGAAUGCCAACUUCCAGGCUCUGACGCAGGACCUCUUGAAGGUGAACCUUGAGGUGAAGUUCUCCAUCCCACCCUACGUGUCACUGCUGGCACGCUCCGUGGCGACCCUGGAGGGCGUGGCUCUACAGGGGGAUCCCCAGUACCAGAUCGUCGCGAUGGCCUAUCCCUUCGUGGUGCGCCGGCUUCUGCAGAACUCCAACCGCCGCUCCUUCGCCGCUCUUCGCGAGCUCCUCUACGACCCCCAGACGCGGCGCAUGCGGCCACAGCGGUUGGCCACUUUGCUCCAAGCCUCCCUGGGGGUGGUGGCUGGGGCAUCCGAGGGCUCCAGGAGUGGCUUCAUCGACUUCGACGCCGUGCCCGAGGAGGGGGCGCCCGCGAAGGAUGUGGUGCGAUUCUUGCUGUCCCCGGCGGCCCGGAAUCUCCGGCCGCUGCUGAAUGCGGAGCUCACCUACGGCCUGGACCUCCUGGGGAACCGAGUAGGUAGCAUUCACGUUUAG